Equus quagga is the source of this 4535-nucleotide messenger RNA. It is a transcript of the gene TTLL5, whose product is annotated as tubulin tyrosine ligase like 5. The coding region runs from base 66 to 3920 and encodes 1284 amino acids. NCBI's taxonomy places the organism in Eukaryota, Metazoa, Chordata, Mammalia, Perissodactyla, Equidae. Gene Ontology annotation, biological process: microtubule cytoskeleton organization; protein polyglutamylation. Gene Ontology annotation, cellular component: cilium. Gene Ontology annotation, molecular function: tubulin-glutamic acid ligase activity; tubulin binding. The transcript is spliced from 33 exons. The record is from RefSeq and is a predicted model, not a curated record.
UUUCUUUCACUUUCCACCUCCCUGCAUUAAAGAGGUUGAAGAUUUCCCUGGACCAUCCAUGUAUCAUGUGGACUGGAGGCUGCAGGAGAAUUCCGGUUUUGGUAUUCCAUGCUGAGGCUAUUCUGACAAAGGACAACAAUAUUCGAGUAAUUGGAGAACGUUAUCAUUUGUCUUACAAGAUUGUGCGAACAGACAGUCGCCUGGUACGCAGCAUUCUGACAGCCCAUGGAUUUCAUGAAGUUCACCCAAGCAGCACUGACUAUAACCUAAUGUGGACAGGAUCCCACCUGAAGCCCUUCUUGCUUCGCACCCUCUCUGAAGCACAGAAGGUUAAUCACUUUCCCAGGUCAUAUGAACUAACCCGGAAGGACCGAUUGUACAAAAACAUCAUUCGAAUGCAGCAUACGCAUGGCUUCAAGGCUUUCCACAUCCUCCCUCAGACCUUCCUGCUGCCGGCUGAGUAUGCGGAAUUCUGCAAUUCAUAUUCAAAGGACCGGGGACCUUGGAUAGUAAAACCUGUGGCCUCUUCUAGGGGGCGGGGCGUCUACCUGAUCAACAACCCAAACCAGAUUUCCCUGGAAGAGAACAUCCUGGUCUCCCGCUACAUCAACAACCCCCUGCUCAUAGAUGAUUUCAAGUUUGAUGUGCGCCUCUAUGUGCUGGUGACUUCCUAUGAUCCCCUUGUCAUCUACCUCUAUGAAGAAGGAUUGGCUAGAUUUGCAACUGUGCGAUACGAUCAAGGAGCCAAGAACAUUCGGAACCAGUUCAUGCACCUGACAAACUACAGUGUGAAUAAGAAGAGUGGAGACUAUGUCAGUUGUGAUGAUCCAGAAGUGGAGGAUUAUGGGAACAAAUGGAGCAUGAGUGCUAUGCUGAGGUAUCUGAAACAAGAAGGCAGAGAUACAACUGCGUUGAUGGCCCACGUAGAAGACCUGAUCAUUAAGACCAUAAUCUCUGCUGAACUAGCUAUCGCUACAGCCUGUAAAACCUUUGUACCUCAUCGCAGCAGUUGUUUUGAACUCUAUGGCUUUGAUGUGCUCAUAGAUUCUUCUCUGAAGCCAUGGUUGUUGGAGGUGAAUCUCUCUCCUUCUUUGGCCUGUGAUGCGCCUCUGGACCUGAAGAUUAAAGCCAGUAUGAUUUCAGAUAUGUUCACUGUUGUAGGAUUUGUGUGCCAAGAUCCUGCCCAGCGGGCAUCAACCCGGCCACUUUAUCCCACCUUUGAGUCUUCCAGGCGAAACCCUUUCCAGAAACCUCAGCGUCCAGUAUCUGCACAGUUUCAAUCAUCAGACACCAAACAGCGUUCCCGUCCACUCUCUGCCAGUGAUGCGGAAAUGAAAAACCUUGUGGGUUCAGCCCGGGAGAAGGUGCCGGGGAAGUUAGGUGGUUCUGUGCUUGGUCUAUCAAUGGAGGAGAUCAGAGUUUUACGAAGAGUGAAGGAAGAGAACGAUCGGAGAGGUGGAUUUAUUCGCAUAUUCCCUACAUCAGAGACAUGGGAAAUAUAUGGGUCCUACCUCGAACACAAGACCUCCAUGAACUAUAUGCUGGCAACACGGCUCUUCCAGGACAGGGGAAACCCAAGAAGAAGCUUAUUGACAGCAAGAACACGAAUGGCUGCUGAUGGAGCACCAGAAUUGAAAGUCGAGAGUAUGAAUUCAAAGGCAAAGCUGCAUGCUGCUCUUUAUGAGAGGAAGCUCCUGUCUUUGGAGGUGCGAAAACGUAGACGUCGGAGUGGCAGAUUGAGGGCAAUGAGGCCAAAAUACCCAGUGAUUACUCAUCCAGCUGAAAUGAAUGUUAAAGCUGAGACAGAGAGUGAAGAGGAGGAAGAAGUUGCUUUAGACAAUGAAGAUGAAGAACAGGAAGCUUCCCAGGAGGAGUCUGCAGGGUCCCUUGGAGAAAAUCAAGCCAAAUACACACCCUCAUUGACCGUUAUGGUAGAACAUUCACCCAAAGAAAAUGCCGUGAAAGUUCCUGAAUGGAAUAAUAAAGGUGAACAGUGCUGCAAAAUUGAGACUCAGGAGUCAGAGCCUAAAUUCAACCUGAUGCAGAUUCUGCAAGAUAAUGGCAAUCUUAGCAAAGUACAGGCCCGAAUAGCAUUCUCUGCCUAUCUCCAGCAUGUUCAAAUUCGCCUGAUGAAAGACAGUGGAGGUCAGACGUUCAGUGCCAGUUGGGCUGCCAAAGAGGAUGAACAGAUGGAGCUGGUGGUUCGUUUCCUCAAGCGAGCAUCAAGUAACCUCCAGCACUCACUGAGGAUGGUAUUACCCAGUCGACGAUUGGCACUUCUAGAACGCAGAAGAAUCCUGGCCCACCAACUGGGUGACUUUAUCAUUGUGUACAACAAGGAAACAGAACAAAUGGCUGAAAAGAAAUCGAAGAAAAAACUUGAGGAAGAAGAGGAAGAUGGGGUGAAUACGGAAAACUUUCAAGAGUUCAUCAAACAAGCAAGUGAGGCUGAACUGGAGGAGGUGUUGACUUUUUAUACCCAAAAAAACAAGUCUGCAAGUGUCUUCCUGGGGACUCACUCAAAAAGCUCUAAAAACAGCAACAGCUAUUCUGAUAGCGGGGCAAAGGGUGAUCACCCUGAGACAACAGAAGAAGUGAAAAUAAAGCAACCCAAACAGCAACAGGCAACAGAAAUUCACUCUGAUAAAUUAUCUCGAUUUACCACUUCAGCAGAAAAAGAGACUAAAUUAGUCUAUACCAAUUCUUCCUCUGCUGCUUUCUCUGGUCCUACUGCUACUCUUCUGCAGAAAAUUCCCAACACCCAUUUUUCAUCUGUUGUUACAACCUCUGACCUCUCAGCAGGGCCUGGCCACCAUUCUUCUUUAUCUCAGAUCCCUCCAGCUAUCCCCAGCAUGCCUCACCAGCCAACAAUUUUACUGAGCACCGUCCCUGACAGUGCUUCUCCCUCUAUACGUCCUGGAACACAGAGCAUACCAAGCCCUGCUGGCCUGCCACGCUGUCGAUCAGGCAGUUACACCAUUGGUCCCUUUUCCUCUUUCCAAAGUGCUGCACACAUCUAUAGCCAGAAACUGUCUCGUCCCUCUUCAGCAAAGGCAGCAGGUUCAUGCCAUCCAAACAAGCAGCAUUCAGGAGUAGCCAAAACACAAAAGGAGGGAGAAGAUGGUUCUUCGCACAGCAAACGAUACAACCAAAGCAUGGUGACGGCCGAACUUCAGCGGCUGGCUGAGAAGCAGGCAGCAAGGCAGUAUUCGCCGUCCACGCACAUCAGUCUCCUCACCCAGCAGGUAACAAACCUGAAUUUGGCAAGUGGCAUCAUAAACAGAAGCAGUGCUUCAACUCCCCCCACCCUUCGGCCUGUCCUCAGUCCUGCUGGCCCGACAUGGUCAAUACAGUCAGACUCCCAAGCUCCUGAGAGCCACUCCACCCCUCCUGGAAGCAGGAGCCUCCAAACAGGUGGCUUUGCCUGGGAGGGAGAGGUAGAGAACAACGCGUAUAGCAAGGCUACAGGGGUGGUCCCCCAGCACAAGUAUCACCCCGCAGCAGGCAGCUACCAGCUCCAUUUUGCCCUGCAGCAGCUUGAACAACAAAAACUUCAGUCCCGGCAGCUUCUGGACCAGAGUCGAGCCAGGCACCAGGCCAUCUUUGGGAGCCAGACACUACCUAACUGCAAUUUAUGGACAAUGAGCAAUGGUGCAGCUUGCAGAAUUUCAAGUGCCACAGCUAGUGGCCAGAAGCCAACCACUCUGCCACAAAAAGUGGUGCCACCUCCAAGUUCUUCCUCCUCCCUGGUCCCCAAACCUCCAUCCAAUCACAAACAAGUUCUCCGAAAGGCAACAUCCCAGAGGGCUCCCAAGGGCUCCUCCACAGAAGGGCAGCUGAACGGCCUCCAGAGCAGCCUUCACGCUGCAGCCUUUGUGCCCAUCACCAGCUCCACAGAUCCUGCUCACACUAAAAGAUGAGCCACGAGCUCGGAGGAAGAACCUGUGCACUGCUCCCACUCCUCCUGGGUGUGUGACCGCGGGGGGAGUGUCCACCAGCGCAGCAGGGGGGCCAUGGUAUUUUUUUGCUGCCUCAGUCCCCAGAGCCUUCGAGCAGAAGUGGCAGUACGCUGUUGCCAGUAGCCAAUCCAGACUUUUACUGAGACGACAGGAAAACACAUCAGCUGGGUUGUGAUGGAUCUUGGCAGUGGGGACAUUCAACUGAUGCAUUAUAUACCCCGUCAGAGCACACGUGUAUCUUUUACCCCUUUUACCCCCUCCCCCAACCUGCUUAGGUCUUCUCUGUCCCUCUCCUGCUACCACACAGAGAUGAUAUAAAAGAGGCUCUUUGGCUAUUUGCAUUUUGCUUCCUCUUCUUUUCCAGAUUGCAGUAUUAAGCUUUGCUUCCUACAAACCUAAAAUCCCAACGUUAUCUACCAGAGUUGUUCUUCCACUUUCAGGGUUUGGGGGGAAGGGGAGCUCACAUCACGAGUUUCCCGGAGAGUGGAGAAAAUGUGCUGCUGCCCACAUGAGCCACGGUAAAGACACCCUUUGGAAUUACUGAUUUCUAAAAUUAAUAAAGUAAUUCUAUUUUUA